CCAUGUGAGGAUGUGGCUUGAGCUGAGGACAAGGCUGCAUUGGAUUCAGGGACACAAAGAAACUGGGGCACAGGCAGGAUCCUGUCCUUAAAAUGCCAAACUGAAGGCUCAAAGCAGCAAGCAGAGCAAGGUCUAGAAGCUUCUCCACUCUCUCCAUCUCGACCAUCCAGAGCACAGACUGUGGCUGCUGUAGGGAGCCUUCCUGUGGGACCCAGUGUGCUGACACCUCUGAGGUCCAGCCACCAUGCCACGCAGUCCCACAUCCAGCGAGGACGAGAUGGCCCAGAGUUUCUCUGACUAUUCCAUGAGUUCGGAGUCAGACAGUUCCAAAGAAGAGACCAUCUAUGACACAAUCCGGGCCACCACAGAGAAGCCAAGUGUUGUGAAGAUGGAGGAAAUCCAGGGCAACACCCUGGUGAUUCGGGUGCUCAUCCAGGAUCUGCAGCAGACGAAAUGCAUUCGAUUUAACCCAGAUGCCACCGUGUGGGUGGCCAAGCAGCGGAUACUGUGCACCCUGAACCAAGGCCUGAAGGAUGUACUCAACUAUGGGCUCUUCCAGCCGGCCAGCAAUGGGCGGGAUGGCAAGUUCCUGGAUGAGGAACGGCUCCUGCGGGAAUAUCCACAGCCCAUGGGCCAGGGUGUGCCUUCCCUGGAGUUUCGCUAUAAGAAACGUGUGUACAAGCAGUCCAACUUGGAUGAGAAGCAGCUUGCCAGGCUCCACACAAAGACCAAUCUAAAGAAGUUUAUGGACCACACUCAGCAUCGUUCAGUAGAGAAGCUGGUCAAGCUGCUAGACAGAGGCCUGGAUCCCAAUUUCCAUGACCUGGACACUGGAGAGACACCCCUGACUCUGGCUGCUCAGCUUGAUGACUCCAUGGAGGUCAUCAAAGUCCUCAGAAAUGGGGGUGCACAUUUGGACUUCCGUGCCAGGGAUGGGAUGACCGCCCUUCACAAGGCUGCCCGGAUGAGGAACCAGCUUGCCCUAAAGACUCUUCUGGAGCUUGGUGCCUCUCCAGAUUACAAGGACAGCUAUGGGCUUACACCGUUGUAUCACACGGCCAUUGUGGGUGGUGACCCUUACUGCUGUGAGCUCCUUCUCCAUGAGCAUGCCUCUGUGUGUUGCAAGGAUGAGAAUGGCUGGCAUGAGAUCCACCAGGCCUGCAGGUAUGGCCAUGUCCAGCAUCUGGAACAUCUGCUCUUCUAUGGCGCGGACAUGAGUGCACAGAACGCCUCGGGGAACACAGCCCUGCAUAUCUGUGCUCUCUACAAUCAGGACAGCUGUGCCAGAGUGCUGCUGUUUCGGGGUGGAAACAAGGAAUUGAAAAACUACAACAGCCAGACUCCAUUUCAGGUGGCAAUAAUAGCUGGGAACUUUGAACUUGCGGAGUACAUCAAAAACCACAAGGAAACCGACAUUGUGCCCUUCCGAGAGGCCCCAGCUUAUUCCAACCGCAGGCGGCGGCCCCCCAAUACCUUGGCUGCCCCGAGAGUUCUUCUGCGCUCCAAUAGCGACAACAACCUCCAUGCUGGUGCACCUGAAUGGGCUGUCUGCUCUGCAGCCACCCCCCACCGAAGCCUCUCACCCCAGCUGCUGCAGCAGACACCCAACAAGCCUGAUGGAGCCACAAAGAGCCUUGGAAGCUAUACCCCUGGGCCCCGCAGCCGCUCCCCCUCACUCAACAGGCUCGGUGGCACUGGCGAGGAUGGCAAGAGGCCACAGCCACACUGGCAUGUGGGGUCACCCUUCACUCCUGGUGCCAACAAGGACUCCCUCUCAACCUUUGAGUACCCAGGGCCCAGGAGGAAGCUGUAUAGUGCGGUGCCUGGGAGACUCUUCGUCGCCAUCAAGCCAUACCAACCCCAAAUCGACGGCGAGAUCCCGCUUCACCGAGGUGACAGAGUCAAAGUUCUGAGCAUCGGCGAGGGUGGCUUCUGGGAAGGCAGUGCCCGUGGCCAUAUCGGGUGGUUCCCGGCUGAGUGUGUGGAGGAGGUGCAGUGCAAACCUCGGGACAGCCAGGCAGAAACCCGUGCUGACCGCAGCAAGAAGCUCUUCCGGCAUUACACAGUGGGCUCUUACGAUAGCUUCGAUGCUGCCAGUGACUGCAUUAUUGAGGACAAGACGGUGGUCCUGCAGAAGAAAGACAACGAGGGCUUUGGAUUUGUGCUUCGAGGGGCAAAAGCUGAUACCCCUAUUGAGGAAUUCACACCUACACCGGCAUUCCCGGCCCUGCAGUACCUGGAGUCUGUGGAUGAAGGUGGGGUGGCAUGGCAAGCCGGACUAAGGACCGGGGACUUCUUGAUUGAGGUUAACAAUGAAAAUGUCGUCAAGGUGGGCCACAGGCAGGUGGUGAACAUGAUCCGCCAGGGAGGGAAUCACCUCAUCCUUAAGGUCGUCACGGUGACCAGGAAUCUGGACCCUGAUGAUACUGCCAGAAAGAAAGCUCCCCCACCUCCAAAGAGGGCUCCAACUACGGCCCUUACCCUGCGUUCCAAGUCCAUGACAGCGGAGCUUGAGGAACUCGAUAAACCCGAAGAGAUAGUCCCAGCCUCCAAGCCCUCCAGGACUGCAGAGAACGUGGCCAUAGAAUCGAGGGUGGCAACAAUCAAGCAGCGGCCCACUAGCCGGUGCUUCCCAGCAGCCUCUGAUGUGAAUUCCGUGUACGAGCGCCAAGGGAUUGCAGUAAUGACGCCCACGGUCCCUGGGAGCCCGAAAGGCCCAUUUCUGGGCCUCCCUCGAGGUACGAUGCGAAGGCAGAAAUCGAUAGACAGCAGAAUCUUUCUAUCAGGGAUAACAGAGGAAGAGCGGCAGUUUCUGGCUCCCCCGAUGCUGAAGUUCACCCGAAGCUUGUCCAUGCCGGACACUUCUGAGGACAUACCCCCUCCGCCGCAGUCUGUGCCCCCAUCUCCCCCUCCACCUUCCCCCACCACGUAUAACUGCCCCAAGUCCCCAACUCCAAGAGUCUAUGGGACAAUUAAGCCUGCAUUCAGUCAGAACCCCAUCGCCAAGGUGCCCCCAGCCACCAGGUCUGACACUGUGGCCACCAUGAUGCGGGAAAAGGGGAUGUUCUACAGGAGAGAGCUGGACCGAUUCUCCCUGGACUCCGAAGACGUCUACAGCCGCAGCCCCACCCCACAGGCUGCCUUCCGCACCAAGCGCGGACAGAUGCCUGAGAACCCAUACUCAGAGGUGGGGAAGAUAGCCAGCAAGGCCGUCUAUGUCCCCGCCAAGCCAGCUAGGCGGAAGGGCAUGCUGGUGAAGCAGUCCAAUGUGGAGGACAGCCCUGAGAAGACAUGCUCCAUCCCCAUCCCAACCAUCAUUGUCAAGGAACCCUCCACCAGCAGCAGCGGCAAGAGCAGCCAGGGCAGCAGCAUGGAGAUCGACCCCCAGGCCACGGAGCCCGGCCAGCUGCGGCCGGAUGACAGCCUUACUGUCAGCAGCCCCUUUGCUGCAGCCAUUGCUGGGGCUGUGCGUGACCGGGAGAAGCGUCUGGAAGCCAGGAGGAAUUCCCCAGCCUUCCUCUCCACAGACCUGGGAGAUGAGGAUGUGGGCCUGGGGCCACCUGCUCCCCGGAUACGGCCCUCCAAGUUCCCUGAGGAGGGUGGGUUUGGUGACGAGGAUGGAACAGAACAGCCUCUAUCACCUACCCCUGGAACAGCACCCAGGGAGCUGGAGAACCACUUCCUAGGUAGUGGAGAGACUGUUACUCAGGGGGAGACCGGGGGACCCCUGAGUUCCAUAUCUAAAGCCAAGGGGCCUGAGAGUGGCCCAGCAGCUCCUCUCAAGAGUGGCAGCACAGCCAGCCCUGAGAAUUACGUGCACCCACUCACAGGGCGACUGCUCGACCCCAGUUCCCCCCUGGCCCUGGCACUCUCUGCCAGGGAUCGAGCCAUGCAGGAGUCCCAGCAGGGACACAAGGGGGAAGCCCCCAAGGCUGACCUCAACAAGCCUCUCUACAUUGAUACCAAAAUGCGUCCCAGUGUGGAGUCCGGCUUCCCUCCGGUCACCAGGCAGAACACCCGGGGUCCCCUGCGACGGCAAGAGACAGAGAACAAGUACGAGACAGACCUGAGCAAGGACCGGAGGGGUGAUGACAAGAAGAACAUGCUGAUCAACAUCGUGGACACAGCCCAGCAGAAGUCAGCCGGUCUGCUGAUGGUGCACACGGUGGACGUGCCCACGGCAGGGCCGCCCCUGGAGGAAGAGGAGGACAGAGAGGACAUGGAUAUAAAGCCAGACCACUCACCCUCCACAGUGCCAGACGGCGUUCCCAAAACCGAAGGUGCUUUACAGAUCUCCGCUGCCCCGGAGCCCGCAGCUGCGCCCGGCAGGACCAUUGUGGCAGCGGGCUCCGUGGAAGAGGCGGUGAUUCUGCCAUUCCGCAUCCCCCCUCCCCCUCUGGCGUCCGUGGACUUGGAUGAGGACUUUCUUUUCACAGAACCAUUGCCUCCUCCCCUGGAAUUCGCAAAUAGUUUUGAUAUCCCUGAUGACCGUGCAGCUUCAGUUCCCGCCCUUGCUGACUUGGUCAAACAGAAGAAAAAUGACACCCCUCAGCCCCCUUCGUUGAACUCCAGCCAACCAGCCAACUCUGCAGACAGUAAGAAGCCGACAGGCAUUUCAAACUGUCUGCCCUCCUCAUUCCUGCCACCCCCUGAAAGCUUUGACGCCGUCACCGACUCCGGGAUCGAGGAGGUGGACAGCCGGAGUAGCAGCGACCACCAUCUCGAGACAACCAGCACCAUCUCCACAGUGUCCAGCAUCUCCACGCUGUCCUCAGAGGGCGGGGAGAGCAUGGAUACCUGUACAGUCUAUGCAGACGGGCAAGCCUUUGUGGUUGACAAGCCCCCAGUACCUCCAAAGCCAAAAAUGAAGCCCAUUGUUCACAAAAGCAAUGCACUUUACCAAGACACGCUCCCGGAAGAGGACACAGAUGGCUUUGUGAUCCCCCCACCUGCACCCCCACCCCCACCGGGCAGUGCCCAGGCCAGUAUGGCGAAAGUCAUCCAGCCAAGGACCUCCAAGUUGUGGGGUGAUGUCCCAGAGGUCAAAAGCCCAAUUCUCUCAGGCCCAAAGGCAAAUGUCAUUAGUGAGCUAAACUCCAUUCUGCAACAGAUGAACAGGGGGAAAUCGGUCAAGCCCGGGGAAGGGCUGGAACUGCCGGUGGGAGCUAAAUCGGCCAACCUCGCUCCAAGAAGCCCGGAGGUCAUGAGCACAGUCUCAGGAACACGGAGCACGACGGUCACCUUCACUGUCCGCCCUGGCACCUCCCAGCCCAUCACCCUGCAGAACCGGCCCCCUGACUAUGAAAGCAGGACCUCAGGACCCAGACGUGCCCCAAGCCCUGUGGUCUCACCAACAGAGUUGAACAAAGAGAUUCUACCCACCCCUCCGUCUGCUGCCGCAGCCUCUCCCUCCCCCACACUCUCAGAUGUCUUUAGCCUUCCGAGCCAGUCCCCUGCAGGGGAACUCUUUGGCUUGAACCCAGCAGGACGCAGCAGGUCACCAUCUCCUUCAAUACUGCAACAGCCAAUCUCAAAUAAGCCUUUUACAACUAAGCCUGUCCACCUGUGGACGAAACCAGAUGUGGCAGACUGGCUGGAAAGUCUGAACUUGGGUGAACAUAAGGAGACCUUCAUGGACAAUGAGAUUGACGGCAGCCACCUGCCAAACCUCCAGAAGGAAGACUUGAUAGAUCUGGGGGUGACUCGAGUUGGGCAUAGGAUGAACAUAGAAAGGGCUUUGAAACAGCUGCUGGACAGAUAAGGGUGGCUGCCCUGGGCCUUCACAGACUCCUUUGUUAUAAGUAGAGAUGGGCUUUUGUUGAAAUGUGUGGUGGCCAAGCAGAGGCUAAGAGCACCUCUCAGUCCAUGGGUUUGUCUCUGGGUGCCCAAAGAAGUGCUGUGGGUGUCCUUGGUGUGGCCAAACCAGGGCCCCAAAACCCAGCUCUCCAUGCAGAUUUCUUGGGCGGCUUCCAAAGGGAUGGUAAGGGGGUUUUCUGUCAUGGUCCCAAAGGCUCCCAUCGAUGGCAUGUGGGACCCUCUCCUCCUGUGGCAGGUACCAGUGUACUCCAGAUACCUCCUGAGGCCUCCCUCAUCUGCCUUCUGGGCAGCUCUCACCAUCCAGCCCCAGAACACAGCCUUCUUCAGGCCUGUGGCCUCUGGGUGGGCUCACUGGCUCUUGUCCCUCCCCUGUGUUUGGCUCUCAGUGAGCAGCUCCAGGUGGAGCCCUGCCUGAGCCAGACGGUAGAGAAAUGCCGUCCCAUCCGCCUCUUUGUCCGACUCCUGUGCAUCUGAGCUUCUUUGGCCCCAAGGUCCUUGGCAGUGGUGGCUGUGUGGACAGGAUCGUGCCCAGCUUGCUUAACUUGCUUUCUUUAUUUCUGCAAACCGGUUAGCAUUUAAUUCCAGGGUGGCCAAACCGAAGUCACACGGAGUUAGUCAAAGCACAAAGUCACGAUCCUGAGGAGGAGGGAGGCCUGGCCGCAGAGCCAACCAGUGUGUGGCUGUCCAAGCCCACAGCCUCCUCCAGGACAAGAGCAGGUGUCUGCCCGGAGCAGCAUCUAUCCAGGAGGGAAAGGCGGGGGCUCUCGAAUUUACUUUAAUUGGAUGUCUGUUGAGCUCCACAGAGGUCUGACAAGGACAAGAAGACCCAAGGCUUGUGGUAAGCAUGGCUGUCCAGGGAAGCUGUGGUCCUCCCUGGGAGAGGAUGGGAUACCAUGCCUUCCAUCCACACCAGGCCAUGGGUGAGCAUCCUGCUGAGGGAGCCCUUUGGCUCUCAGAGGCCAAAAAAAGGUGGAACUCAGGGGCCUUUCUCCCUUCUCUCAGAUAGCGGGAAUCCCACCAGCUUGUCUUAACUGUAAGUCUGGGUCUCAGAGAAGCCCGUGGUCAGGACCUGGUGGACAGAAAGUGGGGCACAGGCUGUGGCAAAGUGUAGGUGUGUGUGGAAAGGAAGGCAGGGAGCAUCCUGGACCAAGCCUCACCUCAGGCCCCACUGCCUGAGCCUGCCCUUCUUGUCCCCAGAUCUCUCCCUCCUGAAACAAUACCUCUAAUGUCCCAGGGAGGUCACCGACUGCACACAGCCACCAUACAGCCAACUAGGCUCCCAAAUCCCCCUCUCCCCCGCACUCAGAGGAGACGUGAAUGUCAGGUUACGGUUUUAUUAUUUCAGAACUAGCCCAGCCCAUCUCUAAUUAUAAAACAUAAUUCUUUUUUUUUUU
This is a messenger RNA of Phodopus roborovskii (desert hamster), 7211 nucleotides long. RefSeq names its product SH3 and multiple ankyrin repeat domains 2 (gene Shank2). Lineage: Eukaryota; Metazoa; Chordata; Mammalia; Rodentia; Cricetidae. Gene Ontology annotation, cellular component: postsynaptic membrane; postsynaptic density; dendritic spine. The transcript is spliced from 24 exons. The coding region runs from base 245 to 5761 and encodes 1838 amino acids. Gene Ontology annotation, molecular function: synaptic receptor adaptor activity; ionotropic glutamate receptor binding. The record is from RefSeq and is a predicted model, not a curated record.